Gymnodraco acuticeps is the source of this 665-nucleotide messenger RNA. RefSeq names its product set1/Ash2 histone methyltransferase complex subunit ASH2-like. Gene Ontology annotation, cellular component: Set1C/COMPASS complex. Gene Ontology annotation, molecular function: transcription cis-regulatory region binding. The transcript is spliced from 3 exons. Bases 6 to 272 code for a protein of 88 amino acids. Lineage: Eukaryota; Metazoa; Chordata; Actinopteri; Perciformes; Bathydraconidae. The record is from RefSeq and is a predicted model, not a curated record.
UCCAGAUGGUGUUCUUUAAAAACGGAGUGAGUCAAGGUGUUGCCUUUGAGAACCUGUUUGAAGGCAUGUACUUUCCGGCCAUCUCACUCUACAAGAGCUGCACGGUGUCCGUUAACUUCGGGCCAAAUUUCAAACACCCUCCGAAGGACCUCAAGUACCAGCCGAUGAGUGAUAUGGGCUGGGGCGCGGUGACGGAGCACACGCUGGCGGACAUGUUGUAUCACGUGGAGACGGAUGUGGACGGACGGCGUUCCCCCCCGUGGGAGGGAUGAAAAAAAUCAACACACACACCUUGCCCCCCCCCCCCACCUUCAGACGGUAAAAUAAAAAGCACCAGGGAACUGUAGCUCCUCAAAGAAGCUGAUUUCCACUCCAAGACAGAAAGUGGAUAAAUAUGCUGUGAUUUCACCAAGCUCAUUUCUUAUUGGCUGCAUAUGAUCAGCUGACAUUCCUUUACGAACAUCUGACACAUUAUUUCUGGUGCUUUCCUUUCAAAUCUGUAUUUUUUGAAGUUAUAAUGUCACGUUUCUCUGCAGCCAAACUCCAUCUGCAGAAACAUUGUUUGUGUGUUAAAUCUGAUUUGAUUUGUUUUACAAUGUGAGUCAAUUAUUCUCUGUUUUAUACUCUGGGUUGAAUAAAUAAAAAAUAAAUGCUACAUGAACAAA